Molecule: messenger RNA, 1719 nt
Organism: Aspergillus lentulus
Lineage: Eukaryota; Fungi; Ascomycota; Eurotiomycetes; Eurotiales; Aspergillaceae
Source: RefSeq, a predicted model, not a curated record
AUGGGCUCUGAGGCAAUCUGGGACUUUGUCAUUGUCGGCGGCGGCCCCGCCGGCUGUGCUCUCGCGGUCGAUCUAGCUCGCUCGACAACCCAUCCUCAAGUCCUGCUUUUGGAAGCAGGUAUGCGGGGUGAUGACAAAUCCUUGCGUGUGGAUGGUCAGCGAUGGAACACCUUCCUGAAUAAGGAGGUGAACUGGGGAUAUAAGACCGCACCUCAGGAGAACUGCAACGGCCGUCAAAUAGACUACUCACAAGGCAAAGUACUGGGCGGUAGCACUGCCAUUAACUUUUCCGUCUUCACCGUGGGGCCUCGGGACGACUACAACGAGUGGGCGACCGUUGUGGGAGACGAGUUGUAUAAGUGGGAUCGCAUGCAGCCGCGAUUUCGACGCCUGGAAACUUUCGAUAGCACAAUUUCGGAGCUGAAGAACGCAAAAUAUGCUGGUCCGAAAUCUUCAGAUCAUGAAUCCCAAGGUGCUCUGCGAGUAGGCUUUGCUUCAGUUUGGGAGCAAGACCUACCGUUGAUGCUGGAUGUUUUCGAGCAGGUAGGCCUUGUUCGUAAUCCUGAUUCAAACUCGGGCAAUCCGAUCGGAAUGGUUCUGAUGGUCAAUUCAGCCCACAAAGGAAGGAGAACCACUGCAGCCGAUCUGCUGGGCACGGCGCCGGAGAACCUAACAGUCAUCACAGAGUCUCCAGUGCAGGAGAUUGUCCUUGACGGGAAGAAAGCGAUCGGAUGUCUCUGUACAGAUCACGCUUCCAAAGAAGUCAUCCUCGCCGCAGGCGCACUUGGUUCCCCGAAGAUCUUGAUGCAUUCUGGGAUCGGCCCUGCCGAUCAACUUGAGAAAUUCCAGAUAUCAGUUGUUGAGCAUCUGCCAUCAGUGGGCCAAGGUCUUGAAGAUCAUCUUUAUGUUCCUCUCUGCUUCCAACGGAAGACAGAAACGAAUGAUCGCAAUGCCUUUUUCGGGGACAACGCCGCCAUGGACCGAGCCAUGGCGCAGUGGAUGAAGGAUGGAACAGGGCCAUGGUCAUGCUACUCGUGUCAGAUCGCACCUGGCUUCUUCAAAUCAGACAAUCUCCUUGCGUCGGCAGAGCUUCGGGCGCUUCCACUAUCUGUUCAAGACUUCCUGAAGUGGGAGACGGUGCCACACUACGAGCUCUUGGCUCAUUUCCCUGUCCGUCUCGUCUUUCCCGGUGUUGUUAAAGACUACAGCUAUGUCUGCAUUCUCAUGAACGAGCAAUCCAGCGGCGAAGUCCGCCUGCAAUCGUCGAACCCAGACGACCCGCUGUUGUUUGAUCCCAAAUUUCUUUCCCAUCCCUUUGAUCGCCGCGCUUGUAUCGAGAUACUUCGCGACGCACUCCAAGUGACCAAGCACGAGUCAUUCCAGAGAGACACCGUGGCCCCAAUGGUUGUGCCGCCGUCCGAAUCCGACGAUGACCUCUUCGAGUUCUGGAAGAACACCGUCGGUUCUGUCUGGCACAUUGUGGGGACAUUCAAGAUGGGCAGACCCGGUGACGCGGACGCGGCAGUGGACAGUCGAUUCCGCCUGUUCGGCAUCGAGAAUCUGCGCGUGGCGGACAUGAGCGUUGUGCCAGUUCUCCUAAGCACCCACUUGCAGGUUCCCGCGUAUAUGAUCGGUAUGACCUGCGCAGAGGUGUUGGUCAAGGAAUAUGAUCUCAACAGUGCGAAGCGGCAGUCAAGCCGCGGCUGUAUACCUGCUUGA